CUGAUUGGUCCUUCGGCCUGUCAGUCAGCGAAGGAGGAAACKGACACAACAGAACAUUGCUUCAGACGGCUCAGAGAUGAACUCCUUGGAGCAGGCCGAAGACCUGAAGGCCUUUGAGAGGAGACUGACAGAGUAUGUCUCCUGUCUGCAGCCUGCAACGGGCAGGUGGCGAAUGAUCCUGAUAGUGGUGUCCGUUUGUACGGCCACUGGAGCUUGGAACUGGCUCAUAGAUCCCGACACACAAAAGGUCUCGUUCUUGUCAUCACUGUGGAAUCAUCCUUUCUUCACCAUCAGCUGCAUCACUCUAAUAGCUCUCUUCUUUGCUGGGAUACACAAACGAGUCGUGGCRCCCUCAAUAAUCGCAGCCCGCUGCCGCACAGUUUUAGCAGAGUAUAACAUGUCCUGUGACGAUACGGGGAAACUCAUUCUCAAACCACGACCUAAUAUCCAGUAACUACACUCCAGUGUGCUUUGUUUAGUUGAGUUUUGAUCAUCUUUGACCCCAAGGAUUUUGUCACCUUGACAAAAAUGGACUUUGAAUGGGAUGGAAAAACAAUGAACUGAAAGAGACAAUUUUUAAAAAAAUAAGUGUCGCUGUGUUAAUGUGUUUAUUGAAGCUGCUGGUCCUCUCACAUCAGCUUUGAAUUUUACGCAUUCAAGUGUGAGUGCAGAUGUGUUUAGUUCUGUUUGUGAAGUUAAGCAUGUGUUUUAUCAAAAUGUUUCUAUUUUUAAAGUUAUUUACCAAAUAAACACACCAGGUGUGAACAUG
Molecule: messenger RNA, 769 nt
Organism: Austrofundulus limnaeus
Lineage: Eukaryota; Metazoa; Chordata; Actinopteri; Cyprinodontiformes; Rivulidae
Gene: cnep1r1
Product: CTD nuclear envelope phosphatase 1 regulatory subunit 1
Exons: 6
Coding region: 77-454 (125 amino acids)
Cellular component (GO): Nem1-Spo7 phosphatase complex; cytoplasm
Source: RefSeq, a predicted model, not a curated record